GGGAGGGGCACUGUGGUGUUUUUAAGGGUGUUGGUGGUGAGAGUGAGUGCAGUAGUCACCACCAAGCCGACUCCCGCACAUCAUGACACGAGCUCUUGGUCUCCUUUCUCUCCUGCUCCUUGGCGGGCUGGCGGCGGGGGCAGUGCCGAAGCAGCCCAAGGGUGUGGUGGAGAGCCUUAACCUCGACAAUGGCCUCAACAGGGGGGAGUGGGGGCCCAUCGCUUUGUGCCCCGACGGCUCCACCGCGUUCGCCUUCGAAAUUAAAUACUCUGGCACGGGUUACGCGGACGACACCUGCGUGAAUGCCAUCAGACUGUACUGCCAGGACUCGGCCGGCUCCCUCACCGCCUCCGUCACCAGCUCCGAGGGUUCCUACGGCCAGUGGAAGGGCAUGAGGACGUGCCCUGGAGGAGAGAACUUCAAUGCUAUGAGGGCCAAUGUCGUGCCUGACAUGGGGACUUUUGGCGACGACCUGGGCAUGGACAACCUGCAGUUGCAGUGCUCGGGGGGGAAUGUCUUGGAUGGCCUGUACGGAACGCCAGCCAAGGGACAGGGCCCGAUGGUAGUACGCGAGAUGAAAAACCUGGGAGACAGGGAGGUGGAGGCUGUGCACAUGAAGCUCAGGAAGUCAGCUCACGCGAGGGACCUUGGUGAGUGGGGCGCGUGGGCGAACUGCUCGGUGGGCAACAAGAUCUGCGGCCUGCAGGUGAGACUCGAGGACGACCACUUAGUCGAAGACGACGCGGGGGUCUCCGACGUCAUCAUGUUUUGCUGUAACUAACGCCGCCGGCGUCGCUGCUGUGGCUGCUGCUGCUGCUGCUGCCUUAGGGAGGCGCCGACCGAAGUAUGGCCGUGCUGAAGAGUCACCAAGAGGAAGGAAUACCCUGAAGGACGACCUGUAAACUAAGGAAUAUACGCAUCCUCUGCGUGCUGCGUUAAGGAAGGGGCCGAGGCACAUGUAGCCGGCAGGUGGGGGAUGGGUGUGUGUGUGUGUACAGCAGGGCUAACAAUAAAACUGUGAACGCG
Eriocheir sinensis (Chinese mitten crab) is the source of this 1026-nucleotide messenger RNA. Its product is annotated as vitelline membrane outer layer protein 1 homolog. NCBI's taxonomy places the organism in Eukaryota, Metazoa, Arthropoda, Malacostraca, Decapoda, Varunidae. The transcript is spliced from 6 exons. Bases 83 to 781 code for a protein of 232 amino acids. The record is from RefSeq and is a predicted model, not a curated record.